Spirodela intermedia is the source of this 563-nucleotide messenger RNA. Lineage: Eukaryota; Viridiplantae; Streptophyta; Magnoliopsida; Alismatales; Araceae. The record is from the annotation of a GenBank genome assembly.
AUGCCUUCGAUGAUGGGUUCCCAUGGCGUAGCCUUGGCGACGGCGGUGGCGGUUUCCGGCACUGUCGUUCUCCUGGGGUUCUGCCGGCAGAAGUCGCCUUCCCCCCCGCAACUGGACGCCGUCGCCGGGGAGGAUUCCCUCUUUCCUCUUUCCUCAUUACGGUCCUCCAUCUCUGGUAAUUGGCGGAUCAGAUAGAUCAGUUCCGUGGAUUUCUGUAGCCGGUUGCGUCCACCUUAACUAGGGUUUUCUGAAAUUUCACAGAUGCAACGAAGAGGACAUCUGGGAGGACGAUGCCGGCCACGUCGACGAAUAAGGAGGACGAGGAGACUAAGAAGAAAAAGAAGCAGCAGCAAAAGAAGAAGAGGGUCCAUUUUGCCGAGCAGGUGGUCGAGCUGCACGUCCAAGAUGAAGAAGGCGACGCGAGGGUAGAGAAGAUGUCGGAGGUCUCACCCCUCCGCUACGGUGGGUCGGAAAUUGGACGGGGGAUAUCACGAGGAAUGCCGGCCAACCGGACGGCCCUGUAUAAUGGGAUCCUCCGGGAUCGCCAUUACCAUAUGGCGUGA